Messenger RNA from Dictyostelium purpureum, 1218 nucleotides. RefSeq lists its product as uncharacterized. The record is from RefSeq and is a predicted model, not a curated record. The transcript is spliced from 4 exons. The coding region runs from base 1 to 1218 and encodes 405 amino acids. Lineage: Eukaryota; Evosea; Eumycetozoa; Dictyosteliales; Dictyosteliaceae.
AUGUCUUCUCUUUACAAAACUUAUAAUGAGGUUCCCUCAAAAGAUAAAAAUGAUGUACCUAGUGGAAAUGUUCGUUUCAGAUUAAGUGAAGAAUCCUAUUCAAUUAUUCUCUUUUUAUUUUUUAAAUUGGGUGGAUUUUAUGAUGUUAUAAUCAAUGAUUCUCCAAUAAAAUUUUUAACCGAAAUUCAAUCAAUGCAAUAUUUUAAGGAUGGGGAUCUUCAUUUGGUCCACUCUAAGGAGAAGGUUAAAGUUAGAAGAAUUGAUGACUCCUCCAAAAAAAAUAAAUGGAAGCAGAACGGGGUUGAAAAUAGGGUCUACACAAUCAGUGAAGAUAAAAGUAUUCAUAUUUAUAAAAGAACUUUAACCUGGGAAAAUAAAAGAGGAUUUAAACUUUGGGAAUAUUCAAUUAGUUACAAAAACAAUGACUAUGUAAGCAGUAUCUUACUAAGACAUUAUUUGGAAGAUAAAAUUGUCACUGGAAAUGGCCAUAACUAUAGCACUGGUCAAGUCCCUAUUUCUAUUCGUCUAAGAGAAAAAAAUUCCUUUAUAGAACAUGAAGUGAUUGAUAUAUAUCCGCUAGAUAAAAAAUGUUUUAAAGCAAUUAGUGACUACUGCAAGAAAUUAUUCCAUUGCCCAGAACUUCUAGCUCAAAAAUACUAUGGCCUAUUUUAUUUUAAUGAAGACUAUAUGAAUAUUCCUGAAAAAAAAAGAUGCAGAAAAGGCCAACCCGAAAGUCUCUCACCAGAAACUAAUCAAAUUCCAAAAGAAUACGGUUCCAAUAAUAAUUUGGAUUAUAUAAACUCAGUAAUUAAUGAUGACUAUAAUAAAAUUAACAACGGAUUGUUUGCUAUACAUAAUAAUAAUAACAAUAAUAAUAAUAAUAAUAAUAAUAAUAAUAAUAAUAAUAAUAAUAAUAAUAAUAAUAAUAAUAAUAAUAAUAAUAAUAAUAAUAAUAAUUAUAAUAAUAAUAAUAAUAAUUUUAAUAACAAUUAUAUUUAUAAUUAUUAUAAAAACAAUAAUAAUAAUUUUAAUUAUAAUAUUGAUUAUAAUAAUAAUAAUAAUCUUUAUAAUAUUAGUAGUAAAAAUAAUAAUAAUAAUCAAAAAAACUCCCUAUCAAAUAAACUACCACCUAUAAAAAAUUAUAAUUAUUAUCCAACCAUCCGGGUUCCAUCAUCACCAGAAUUUUUAAAUGAAACACAAUGGGUCGCUAAAUUUUAA